Molecule: messenger RNA, 2226 nt
Organism: Toxotes jaculatrix (banded archerfish)
Lineage: Eukaryota; Metazoa; Chordata; Actinopteri; Toxotidae
Gene: xkrx
Product: XK related X-linked
Exons: 3
Coding region: 629-2110 (493 amino acids)
Cellular component (GO): membrane
Source: RefSeq, a predicted model, not a curated record
UGCACUAACAGCGAACCAGAGAAGCGAAAACACUAUCUGCCUUCGGCCGCACACGGAUCCCGGCACGGAGACACCCAAACCUCUCACCAGAGUCCACCACUGUCUUUGAACCUCUCACCGGCUGUCAGUCGCCACAGCCGGUGGAAACCUCGACAUUAAAACCUCCGACUUUAGACGAUGAUCGGCCUGCUGAGUUUUUUUUUUUUCUGAGCGGACUGAGUGACGAGGCUGAACUUUCCCGAUCCUGAUCACGGUACAACAACAGCGCAGAGAUCACUGCGGACGGACUGUGCGGUGGUUUCCUCAGGAUUUAAGAGGGCCACACGCACUGGUAUCGCCACGUACGACGACGGUAAAUCAGACAAUAAAAGAAAGCCUGUGGGGGUGAAAGAGAGCCUGUAGUGGAGAGGUGGCACACCCGAGUAGUAAAGUGAAAUACAAUGUCAAACCGGCAAUGAUCAACUUGGUGGAAAGUUGGGAGAGACGGCGCAUUAAAGGGAAUAAUUAGUAAAAGGGAUGUUUUUGAAGCGCAGUACGGCGAGACGAGUUCACGCCAACGUCCCUGAGCGACGUCGAAACUGUUUCUCGCAACACUUCGGCGUUUAAUUCAGACAAACUUGAGAAUAUCAUGUGCGAGGUGGCCAUGGAGGAGCAGGAGCGGGAGAUCGCAGACAUAGACCCGCAGGAGUGCACCUCGGUGGCGGAGAACGGGGUCAUGCUGGUGGUCAAUCACAGCCGGGUCCAUCCUCCCUUCAGCGUUGUGCUGGCCACCGUGCUCUACUGCGCCGAGUUUGUCACCGCCGCCGUGCUCUGCAGCAUGUACCACAAGACCGACGAUGUCAUCUGGAUGGGCUUCACCAUCGCCUUCAUGCUGCUGCCCGCCGUGCUCAUUCAGUUAGCGCUGACGUUCUUUCACAGAGACCUGGGUCGGGACCGGCCUCUGGUCCUCUUCCUGCACCUGCUGCUGCUCGGCCCUGUCAUCAGGUGUUUCGAGGCUCUCGUUGUCUAUUUCAAGGCAGGUAAAAAAGAGGAGCCUUACGUCACAAUCUCCAGGAAGAUCAACCUGAAGAAGGGACAGGGGACGCCCAUGGAGUGGGAGAUCGGCCAGUCGGAGCGCAACCUGGCCACUCACAGGAACGCCUUCAAACGCAUCGCGGUCAUUCAGGCGUUCUUGGGCUCCACGCCUCAGCUGACACUCCAGCUUUAUGCCACCAUCCAGGAGAAAUACAUCCUCCCUACAAGACUGGCUCUGAUGAUCAUCACCCUGAUCUCCAUCACAUACGGGGCCCUCGUGUGCAGCGUUCUGGCCAUCCAGAUCAGAUACGAUGACUACAAAGUGCGGGUGCGUCCUGCAGCCUACCUGUGCAUGAUCGUGUGGAGAGGUCUGGAGAUUGCCACCCGGAUCACGGCUCUGGUUCUCUUCAGCACGGCGCUCACACACUGGGUGAUCCUUGUCGGCAUGGCGAACCUGCUCUUUUUCUUCUUCCUGCCCUGGGUUGAGUUCUGGGCCAGGAAAGGCUCGCUGACUGAGAACGUGGAGAAAAACUUCUCGAAGCUGGGCACCACGGUGGUGCUGUGUAUGUUCACGCUGCUUUACGCCUGCAUCAACAUCUUCUGCUGGUCAGCCGUGCAGCUGGACCUCUCCCAUCGAGAGCUCAUCGAGAGGAAGCAGCGCUGGGGCCGCCUGGCCCUCUACUACUGCGGACGCUUUGUUGAGAACUUCCUCCUCAUCACGCUCUGGUACUUCUUCAAGUCUGACUUCUACGAGUACGUGUGUGCCCCUCUGCUCUGCGUCCAGCUGCUGAUCUGCUAUAGCCUGGCUGUGCUCUUCAUGCUGCUCUUCUAUCAAUUCUGCCACCCGUGCAGACGCCUCUUCAAGUACAACGUCCACGACUGCCUGCACUGCGUCUGCUGUCGUAAAGGGAGGGGUGGGGCAAGCGGGAGGCGAGGGCAGCCGCCACCCUCUUACUCCACGGCUGCCACCAUGGUGCUGGCACCGGAGGAGCCUCUGGAGCUGCUGGACUCCCAAAACUCUCAACCACACGACCUCACCAGUCAGCUGGGAGAGCGGGAGACAGCUAUUGUCGAAGACAUGAUGGAAGCAGCCUGAGAAACGGCUUUCUGAGGAAUUAUGUCAACAAAACUCAAGUUCUCCAGUGUAGAAAUGCAUCCUGGGAAUAGCAAGGCAUGAUGCUGGCGCUGCAGGAUGCGGUCCAGAAUGAGGCC